UCACCCUGGCAAGAACGCCACAAUAUACGACCUCCCUGGGAUUGUUGCAAAAGCGUUGCCACAGGCAACAACACCUGAGAACAUCAUGUCGGGUUUCAGGUGCACUGGUAUCUGGCCCUACAGCCCUGAUGUGUUUGGAGAAAAUGACUUCGCUCCUGCAUAUGCAACCGACCGACCAGAGCCAACUACCUUGACAUCCUCUGCAGAUUCCUCCACACUCCACCAGGGCUCCACCACACUCCACCAGGGCUCCUCCACACUCCACCAGGGCUCCUCCACACUCCACCAGGGCUCCUCCACACUCCACCAGGGCUCCUCCACACUCCACCAGGGCUCCUCCUUUCUCUCUUCACCAGGGCUCCUCCUCUCUCACCACCAGCGCUCCUCCACACUCCACCAGGGCUCCUCCUCUCUUCACCAGGGCUCCUCCUCUCUCCACCAGCGCUCCUCCACACUCCACCAGGGCUCCUCCUCUCUCCACCAGGGCUCCUCCUCUCUCCACCAGGGCUCCACCACACUCCACCAGGACUAA
Cyprinus carpio (common carp) is the source of this 532-nucleotide messenger RNA. Its product is annotated as corneodesmosin-like. The transcript is spliced from 3 exons. The record is from RefSeq and is a predicted model, not a curated record. The coding region runs from base 86 to 532 and encodes 148 amino acids. NCBI's taxonomy places the organism in Eukaryota, Metazoa, Chordata, Actinopteri, Cypriniformes, Cyprinidae.